UUGAUGAGCACGUUUGGAUGUUGAACUGUUUUGUGAUGUUCUUAAAGUUAUGACCAACGAAUUACUAAACAAACGUAUGUUUAUUAUUGAUACUUAGUAUUAAGUAUACUGUUGUAAUAAUUUUACAACGAGUUAAAUUCGCGCGUGAUAUCUUAUUGCAAUGAAAAUCAUGAAGAGACCAAACAUUCUUCUCACAGGAACCCCUGGAGUUGGAAAGACCACAUUAGGAAAAGAGCUUGCUCAGAGAACAGGAUUAACCUAUAUCAAUGUUGGAGAUUUGGCACAGGAGGCUCAGUUAUUUGAUGGUUUUGAUGAUGAAUACCAGUGCCCUAUAUUGGACGAGGACAGGGUUGUGGAUGAGCUGGAGGACAAACUAGGAGAUGGAGGCGUCAUAAUCGAUUACCAUGGCUGUGAUUUUUUUCCUGAACGUUGGUUUCACAUUGUUUUUGUACUCCGCACAGAUAACACCAAUCUCUACAAUCGUCUUGAAAGCAGAGGAUACACAGGGAAGAAGCUCCAGGACAAUGUACAGUGUGAGAUUUUCCAGACUAUUUACGAAGAAGCCAUGGAAGCCUACAAGGAGGAGAUAGUCCACCAGCUCCACAGUAAUACACCUGAAGACCUCGAGACGAAUCUGGAACAAAUUAUUCAGUGGAUUGAACAGUGGAUGAAAGACAACAAUUAACAUGGGACACUAUAUGUGACGAUGUCACACAAGUUAAUCUCCAGAGAAAUUUCAUAGCUAUAUCGGCAUCAGACAGUGGAUGGUUCUGUUUAGUGACUGAAAGUACGUGGAGUUGUUAAAAUAAAAUGUUAAACACUUUUCCAUAAUAAAUGGAAUAAAUAAAUAUUUUUAUAGAGUAAUGAAUGAGUUUCCUUAAUUCAAAUCUUUUGAAUAUAGUUUUAUUGAUCUUUAUAUGUGUUUUACAAAGAUCACAUUGCUUAGUUGAAAUGACAGCAGCAUUUUACAUCUGUUAGUAAUUGGUAGGUUCAAACCUUAUUCAUAAAAAAUGUCAAAUUACACAUUUCUCAAGAGAUUGCAAUGAAUUACAUUAAAGGGAGAGUUCAGCCAAAAAUAAAAAUUUACU
This is a messenger RNA of Triplophysa rosa, 1088 nucleotides long. It is a transcript of the gene ak6, whose product is annotated as adenylate kinase 6. Gene Ontology annotation, molecular function: AMP kinase activity; ATP hydrolysis activity; ATP binding. The transcript is spliced from 5 exons. The coding region runs from base 161 to 685 and encodes 174 amino acids. The record is from RefSeq and is a predicted model, not a curated record. Gene Ontology annotation, cellular component: nucleus; cytoplasm. Lineage: Eukaryota; Metazoa; Chordata; Actinopteri; Cypriniformes; Nemacheilidae.